AUUAGUUGCUUCACAGCUCACCUAUACACAUUUUCCCACUCAAAAAAUGUUGGCUACAAAUGAGAACAAAAUAAUAAUUGGGACAAAAGAAAAACACAAAACAAAGAUUUUUAACCCAGAAAAUACCCUUAAGAAAAAUAAUUCAAGAAAAAAAAAAAACAAAUAAAUUUUGUCGCUUCCGUUUCUGAGAAUACAUCAUUCUUCCUCCUCACAUUCGGUGAAUCCACGGGAACGAAAUCUUCGAUACGGCGUCGUCUCAACGCACCAUGGCAAUAUCAUUAGAUCCGCUGAUGUAACCCUCUCGCUGUCUCCUUUCCAUUUCUCAUUUUUCCAAUUCCUUUUCUUCUUCUUUUUCCACCAAAAGAGACCAGGGAAGCACGACAUGGAUCCCGAAGAAUUUAGAGCCAUUUUAUCGAGAUCGAGGGCCGGGAUUUGGGCGCUGAUUGAGGCGGCGAUUACCGUUGCCGGCUCGGAUUACGGCAAUGAGUUGCGCCGCCGCCGGGAUAAACUCGUCGAAUUGCUUUACGCGCCGGAGCCGCAGGUGUGUCGGAACUGCAGCGGCGGCAUCCGCCGUGACGUCGUUGAUCACGAGCCCUAUUUCCCGGAGAAUAUUUGUAAUAAUUAUAAUACUAGUGAUAAUAUAGAUAAUAUUAAGUACGAAGAAGAUGAUGAUGAAAAUAAGAAUUUCAACAAUAAUAGCAAUAACAAUAGGGACUCGAAUGAUGAUUUUACUAAGAGUCCGUUGACUCCGGAGUCGAAUAAUCGGAAUCUAGGCGGCGGAGAAGAGGAAGAGGAUGGGGAUCCGUAUGGCGGCUUGUUUGAUGAAAAGGCCAAAAUCUUCAGCAUCAAACAGCAGCUUGAAGAUCUAAACCAGAGUGAAGAUACUGUGAUGGAAUUGCUGCAAAACCUGGCAGAUAUGGAUAUCACGUUUCAAGCUCUCAAGGAUACUGAUAUAGGAAGGCAUGUGAAUCAACUGAGGAAGCAUUCAUCAAAUGAAGUGAGCAGAUUGGUGAAGCAGCUUGUCAGAAAAUGGAAGGAAACUGUUAAUGAAUGGGUAAAGGUGAACCAACCACAAGCAACUUCAAACCUUAUCGGUACUGAUGGGGACUCGCCUCAGCAGAGCAUACCCAAAAAUCAACAAAAUGGCCAUCACCAGGUUCCAGAUUUUGGGUACUCCCCGAACCCACAGAAUGGGAGUUCCAGUGUAGAAAGAAAAUAUGCAGAACAUGAACCAAAGCCCAAAGUUCCAGAUUUUGGGUACUCCCCGAACCCACAGAAUGGGAGUUCCAGUAUAGAAACAAAAUAUGCAGAACAUGAAUCAAAGCCCAAACCACCGCAGUCUGGUGCUCGAAGAGAAGCUCUGUUAAGGCCACAUCAAUCAGUUCCUAAGUCUACUUCAGCUCCUCCUAAUAGAGCAGUAAAAAGGGAAUCGGUCAUGGAUGAUGAGAAGCUGAACUCAGCAAGAAAGCGUCUUCAGGAGAACUACCAAGAAGCUAAUAAUGCCAAAAAGCAGAGAACGAUUCAAGUGAUGGAUAUUCAUGAUAUUCCCAAACCAAAGAAUGCCUUCUUUGCCAAGAACAAAGGCAACUUUCAGGGGAGGCAUCAUCGGUGAUUCUGCCUAAAUUAAUCUUUUAUACUAGGUUUUACUGCAUAAUGGCGUGCAACUUUGUUUCUGCAUAAGGACCCUUGCCUUACCAGAAGGAAGUUGGUUUGGCAUCCUUUUCUACAUUAUGUCUUGCGGCAUAAAUUGAAGUAUAGAACUUUUGUGGAUCUGUGCUUUAAAAUUUUGUACUAGCAUGUUGCUACCGAUGAUGCCUCUAACCUGACUGUAACAUAUAUACCGGGCAUCUUUCUUCACUUCUAAGGUAAUCUUUCUGGCUGGUUUUGGUAAUGAAUUUAAUUUAAGAUUUUUUGCAGAA
Salvia miltiorrhiza (redroot sage) is the source of this 1919-nucleotide messenger RNA. RefSeq names its product probable mediator of RNA polymerase II transcription subunit 26c. Bases 383 to 1612 code for a protein of 409 amino acids. The transcript has 10 exons. Gene Ontology annotation, cellular component: nucleus. The record is from RefSeq and is a predicted model, not a curated record. Lineage: Eukaryota; Viridiplantae; Streptophyta; Magnoliopsida; Lamiales; Lamiaceae.